Molecule: messenger RNA, 3836 nt
Organism: Puccinia graminis f. sp. tritici CRL 75-36-700-3
Lineage: Eukaryota; Fungi; Basidiomycota; Pucciniomycetes; Pucciniales; Pucciniaceae
Exons: 13
Coding region: 43-3543 (1166 amino acids)
Biological process (GO): Golgi to plasma membrane transport; exocytosis
Cellular component (GO): plasma membrane; exocyst
Molecular function (GO): phosphatidylinositol-4,5-bisphosphate binding
Source: RefSeq, a predicted model, not a curated record
CUUGGAUAUCUGCGCUCGACUUGUACCACUUCAACUCUUCCGAUGGCAGAUACCGAUGUAAUUCGCUCCUCAAUAAUCUCUUCUCUCUUCUCGCCUCACUCAAAGGGUAGUGCUGGACAAACCGGUCAGACGUAUAUCUCUCAUUGUAAGACUUGGGAGGACGUUUCAACUACCGGUGAACGCAAGCCGAGGUAUAUCUUAUUGGCUGUUGGUACCACCGCUCGCGUUUUCCUUCACAAAUCAAAACGCAAUACCAAUGGAUCAUUUUCGAUCGGAAAAACUUGGGACAUCAUCGAUCUUCGAACCGUCGAGUUACUUGAUGAAUCUGCGUUCCGCUUGAUUAUCGGCCAGAGGUCGUAUACAUGGCUUGCCGAGAAUGGUAAUGAGCGUAACAAAUUUGUCGAUGUGCUUAUCAGAUCAUUCAGACAAUACUCCCAGGGUGAAUUGCCUCAGCUGAUUGGGCUUCCAAAUGGUGACUACUCCACAUCAGCCUAUUCGAAUCCUAUACCCUCGUCUCCUGUUACCUCGGCACCGUUAUCCAACUCUAAUGGAUCCCGAGGCCGAUCAGUCAAUCCGCUCACUUCCCCCAACCCGUCUUCAACAAGCCUCCGCCCGUCAACUGCCCCUCAAGGAUCAUAUCGAUCAAACUCACCUUCUUCUACUCCUCGUGGUGCCCCGUCCUAUGGCACCCCAGCCCCUUCGGUCGCCACAAACUUCACCAAUACGAGUAGCCCGGCUCCCAUUUCUACUAGUGAAUCAUCACGUCGAGCACAUGCUCCUCAGCUCUCCUCCGGAUUUGAAUCGCCCAUGCCAAGUCCCAAGCUUUCUGUAACGCAAUCCCGGACCUCGGGCGAAGAAGAGACCCGCAUCGGUGGCUCACCUAACUCGAAGGUCACCCGUCCGAAAAUCUCGAUAGCUGGCCUGACAUUGAACCAUCGCUCCCACUCUCGCACCACACCCCCAGUCCCAGAUAGUCCUGCUUUCAACCGAAUAAUCAGUUCGCCUUUAAGACCUAAUCAGGACCGGUAUGCAACCAAAGAACAACGGCCGUCAACUGCUGAAACGCUGGACCCCGCUCGACAAUCCGUUGGUGAUGGUGAACAAGAUCUUACAUCAUCAGUAGCUGUAUCGAAACCAGCACGGCCGCCACCCGCCAAAAGUGCUUUUCGAUCUCGGGACUCGCUUACAGCCGAAAAAUCUCUUACACCUCCCGGAACGUCUGAGAAAAUAAAGAUUGUGAAACAGCCAGAGGAAACGGAUUUUGAUAUACCUGAUGUACUGUCUAAUGUGGAAGAGAUUCUAGAGGGAUUCCAAUGGCGUGCAAUCUCUUCAAAUGGUCCUGCCGAGUCUGUCAACCAGAUCGAGGAUCAGCUUAUGACAGAAUUGAAAGCCCUAGAACUAGCCGAAAUUCAUGCUAUUAUUGAAAAUGACGAUCGGGUUGGAACGAUUGUUACACAUCUUGACGAGAGCUUGGCUGAGUUGGACAAGAUGGAGGCGUUGUUGAGUCUUUAUCGUACCCAACUAAAUAUGGUUGACGAGGAUAUCGUACACAUCGAAAGUCAAAACCGAGGUUUGCAAGUGCAAAUAUCGAACCAACGAGUUCUGUUAGAAGAGAUUGAAGACAUAAUGCAAACAAUUCGCAUCCCUGAUACUGCACUUGAUGCACUUACACAAGAACCUCUCGAUAGCCAAAAAGGAAUCGACCAGCUUGAGAAGGCCGCAACCAGUCUUUACAAGGCGAUUUUGUCUGUCAAAGACAUGAACAACAUCACGGCUGUGGCUGCCGCUUCGGAUGAUAAGGUAGAGCAAUACAAAAGAAAUGCACAGCAGUUCUGCAAGCGUGUUUAUGAAUUCCUCAUCGUGAUGUUCAAAUAUCAAGCCGGAUUGAUCUUAAAUGAUAAAAACAAUAUCAAGUCAAGAAAUGAGUUGAAGUUGCCCUCACAUUCAUCCAUGGAGAAAUAUCUAGAGCGGUAUUGCGGCUUGACACUAUUCACCAAGGAGAUUGAUGCGGUCAGAUACCAACAACUAUGCGCAUCUUAUUUUACUACUGCCAGUGAGCUGCACAAAACAGAAAUACUGGAAAUAAUGUCUAUGUUUCGUAACAAAGUUCGGAAACCCAACGAAGAGGAACUAGAAGCUACUUUCGCAGCCCAGCUUUCUCCAACGACGGCUAAAAUGAUGGUCCCUCGAAAUCCGCUCUCAAAGUUUGAAAAGCGAGAUAAAAAAGAAGCCAACAGCUCAACAGAUGUUUUGACGGCUGGCGAAGCGUUACGACAGUUUUUGACCCAGCUCAUCCCACACGUUCAGCGAGAGCAAAAUUUUGUCAUCGAUUUCUUGCAUGUUCAUUCCGGAUUGGAAGAUGGGGAUGGUCUGAUCACUUACGCUGGCUAUUCUGGAUUGGAAGGCUAUUUCAAGCGCGCGGCAGUCAACCUUCAGCAGACGGCGAUGCUCAAUAGUAAACUCAAUGAUAUCUUAAGCGUAAUGGACCUGAUCUUUGGAUUCCUACCCGGCGAGAUGAAGGAGUGGGUUGAAGCAAUGGUUGCCGCGGAUCCCAUGCAGAUUAUCAGUGUGAUGAUGGCGCUAGAUUUGGUUAUUGGAUCAGAUAUCCUAGUGCGGAGUGAAUUUCUCAACAAGAUUUUGGAAGCUCAGCAAAAAAGGUCCUUGAAUAUUUUCGAACUCAACAUCAAAGAACAAUUGAAAGCAAUUGAGACGACCAGGCUGACUGUCAAGAAAAGGAAGGGGGUCGUAUCCUUCAUAUCUACGUUUCCCGAUUUUGUCUUGAGAGUGGAACGUCAGAUGGAAUUCGGAGAAACGGCUGAUUGUCCGACACGGAAGCUAGUCAACCAACUCUAUGAACAGAUCAGUCAGUCUAUGUUUGAGGCUCUGCAAACAAUGGCCAAGAGCGAGGGGGAUCCUGUAGCAAAUUCUGGGGGCGGUAGUCAAGAAGACCGCGACAAAGAUCGACUGAACUACCAUACACUUAUCAUAGAAAAUAUGCAUCACUUCGUGACGACUGUGUCCAAGAUUAACGCACCAGCCUUAAAAGCUUCUUUGGAGAAAGCCAAGGAGCAGUAUGAUCAUAACUUGGCUUUAUACAUCCGGCUGGUACUUCGACGACCACUGGCUCGAUUUAUUGAUUAUUUCCAGGGGAUCGAUGAACUGUUACGAACAACCGAACCUACUCAAAUUCCGCAACACAGUCAAUACACAAGAGCGUCAUUAAAACGAGUGAUCUCGACCCAAGAUAAGAAGGACAUAAAAAAAUCGAUCGAAACACUAAGUAAACGAGUCGACAAACACUUCUCAGAUGUAGCUAAUCCAUCUGCUGAGAAUUCGGUGGUCAUGGAGACCGUCUGGAGCGCCUGUGAGAAGGAAUUGAUCAGAUUGAUUGGCGAUUGGCAAGCCCUCUUGGAGAAAUGUUAUGCUAACCCCCAGACUGAAAGCGGGACUUCUGGUAGCAAUGAUAAAGGUGGAAUCCCCAAGUUUGAGUUCGGAAUCGAUGAUGUCAAACUCGCUUUUCAAAAAUACCGACCCGGAAGUUGAUUGUUGAUCGUCAUUCGACUCACUUCGAACCGGCAUGAAUAGUAAUAAUGAUCCAAAUCAACAAGCAGUUUCCUCUCAGCCUGUUUCCCUCUCCUUACGUAUCUUCCGAUAGCACCCCCCCCCCUCCCAAAUUUUUCCCACAUGAUCUUUGGUUUCAAGGAGAAAAAGUGUAAUUCUUAUCAUGUCUCUUUUAGCCAUUUUUUUGUUUGAGAGAGUAAUUUGAGUGAAAUGGAAGUAGAUAUGUAAAUCAAAAUCUAUCAGCAAAGCUAUGGCUUUCUCUAGUUGGAGUAACA